Molecule: messenger RNA, 360 nt
Organism: Racocetra persica
Lineage: Eukaryota; Fungi; Glomeromycota; Glomeromycetes; Diversisporales; Gigasporaceae
Source: the annotation of a GenBank genome assembly
AUGGGAAUUUCUAAAGAUCCACAAGAAGUUUACAUAAUAGUAAUGGAACUGGCACGGUUAGGUAGUCUUGAUACAUAUUUAAAGAACCAUUUUUACAGCAUGAAAUGGGAGGAAAAAAUUACAGCCUUACUAGAUAUUAGCAUGGGACUUGAUCAUUUACAUAAAAGUGAUUUAAUUCAUCGUGAUUUUCAUCCAGGAAAUCUUUUAUAUAGUAUUGGAAAAAAUUUGCUUAUUACAGAUCUUGGUUUAUGCCAGUCUGUAAUCAAAACUCAGAAUCAGGGCCUUAUGGAAAUAUACCAUAUAUUGCUCAUAGAAAAAAAGCAAUAUACGAAAACUGAUGGUGUAUAUUCUUUUGGAUGG